Chara braunii is the source of this 2679-nucleotide messenger RNA. Lineage: Eukaryota; Viridiplantae; Streptophyta; Charophyceae; Charales; Characeae. The record is from the annotation of a GenBank genome assembly.
UCGCGCUUUGUAUUUGAUUCGUCUCUGUGAGGGGCAGGGUUGAGCGUUGAUUAGUUUGACAUUGGAAUGAUGCAGACAUAAAGGGGGGAGGUUGGCAACUUAGCAUGGCUCGUGUGCGUGAAAGCAAGACUUAAACGCGAAUCGCGGUUGUUGAGAUGACCUUACGCUUGUGAUUUGUAUUUGAAUCGGCUCCGCGAGGGGCAGGGUUGAGCGUUAAUCAGUUUGACUUUGAUCGAUUGGUUCUUCUUCUUAACUUCUACUGAGCAUUACACAACGAGUAGUUCGCAACAUUGCAGAUGAGGUGAGACAUCAUCUCCUGAGGGUAGGUAGGGGAGUAGGGUUCAUGAGACAGCCUCUCUGUUUGUCGCGUCUUCUUUCGACUCCACGAGUAAGGGUACGAUUCUCAGCGUUUCUGAACAUUCUUCCAGCUACACAAUCGCGCUUCGUGACUCGGGGCUGGGCACUUCUAUCCACAAGGCUCCGGGGCGGUUCGUUCACGGCUCCGGAACACGUCAUUGAAUGCUAUGGAUUCACAUAAUAGGAUUCAUCGGACAGUAACGUAGUAGGUGUGUAGCGUCUUCUCGGGGAUGGAUUCCGCAAAUGAGUCUUACACUUUUCGUUUGUCGAACGUUCUUCCAUCAUUCAAUGCUGGACACGCCAUUCAUAAAGGCGGUGAUACGACCUUAUUAACACUGUAAAAAAGCAGAUCGGGUUUCCGUUUUCGUCGAUUUGAAAGAAUCGAAACGUUCCGAGUCCCUUGAUUGCACAUUCUCAGUGGAAUCGCGCAGUCAUGCAGCACCGCCAGGCGGUCCCGCGGUACGCAGUGCUUCGGGUGGAUGCAUCGUGAAGGGCAGUCGCAAUCGCAGAUUUGCGUCACAGGCCUCGUCUUGCAAACAUAUUGGGAUCGAUGAUGGCGGCGGUUGUUGCGACUUGAAUUGCCACAGAGUGGGUCGACUGCUGUGCACAAAUAUAUCGUCGAACAGAAUUGGCCGGUAAACCGUAGGCAGAGCGGGAAGAGGACAACAAAGGGAGGGGCUGUGACAGAGAGAGUUGUUAUAUGACUCCUCGGGAGUUUAUAUGACGAACUCGGAAUGAGACGUUUAUCGAGUGUUUCAGAUACCAGAGCAUCAUUCCGCACUGUUGAAGGCGCAACACACUAUUGCCUCCCACCUUCUCUCUUCUGUUGUUGCCCUCAAUGAGCACUCUCCAGCAUUGGGAGCCAGGAUCAGGAAAGACAGGAGCUGAUUUUGCUGUGCCACGUGCCAAACGGUAGAUCCCCAUCUAAAGCUCUGAGCGGAACGACAAGCCAAGAUGGCGACAUCCCCGCCGAUGCAAACGGUGGACGGGAAAUUGGAGGCAUCCUGCAAGGAUGUGAACGAGCCCUCGUCCUCGAGCCCUGCUCUUCAGAAACAAAAGCAAGGUCGGAAAUUCUGCACAUCGGUCACUUGGACUUGCAGGCAAUGCCAGAAGCAAUGUGUGUCCGUCCUCGCGGAAUCACGAUGCAUGUGCGGGCAUCGCUUCAAGGACCAUGGGAAGAACAAUGUUCUUCCGGUGGCUCCUCGGAAAUCGUCAGCACCCCAGCAUACAAUUUCUGGAAAGGGUAAUAUUGUCGGUGGCGGUGGCGGCGGCGGCGGCGGCAGUCAGAGCUCACCUGCACCGUCAAUGCCACCCUUGCCUGGUGCGAGCGCGUCGAUCGCGUCCUCGUCUGCUGCAAGUGCAUCGACAGGAAGUGAACCUUCUCCUCCUCCUGUGCUCAAGUGCUCCGUCGCCAAGUGUCAGUGCCCCUCAUUCUUCUUUAUCGUUGGCCAAGGCGCAUGGAUUCUCCGAUGCCGAUGUAAACAUAAGCACACCGAGCAUGACCCAGUCUCGCAUGCGUGCAGGCGGCCAAAGUGCCAAUGUGCCCGAUUUGACAGCCCCUGGGUCUGCAAUUGCGACCAUUCCUGGUCCGAGCACCAUCAAGAGAUCGGGAUAAAGCCGAUGGCGAAUGUAUGGGAACUGAUGGGCAUUGUAAGCGAGCUGAAUGACAUCGAUAGUAUAAAGAGAGGCGAGGACCUCCCUGUGCGAUCGACUUGAAAAGCACGGGAAGUCCUUCCGUGGGCAGAUGAUGUCGAUGAUUGAGAUCAAUAACACAGAAGGAGGGGGGGGACGGGCCGGGGGAAGCAAGCUUUCUGUGGCAGAAGAGUGGAAGGAUAUGCCAACGAGCACGAUCAACCGACCGGAGCGAAGCAGAUCACAUCUGUAUGACGGGAACUGAUGGGCGUCACGACCGAGCCGAGUAACAUUAAUAGUCUAAAGAGAGGUGACGAGCUUCUUGUAGAAUACUCUUUGAAAUGGGCCUCGUCAAAGGGAAGUUGCACGCAGACAAAUGAUGCCCAUAAUUCCCCAUCAACGCUGAAGAAUGGAAGCAUGCCUGCUCCCUCUGCGAUGGGCAGUGCACACAGAAGUGACAUGAAUGGAAUGGCGGAGUGUGUCCUCAGCAUUGGGAGCUCAUGUAGGCAUACACGUUACAGAGUCGAUAUUUUUUUGAGAACGGGGCAACUUCAUUUUUUUUCUUGGAGCUCGUUGAUGCAACGCACCCAGAGAAGGAUGAUGGCGGAAGGGCAUUGAUUUCGUUAGGAAUGCUUUGGAAAAUAUAUAGAGUGAGAAACACAGCGGCUCACGGUUCUGCUGGCACGCAGC